Molecule: messenger RNA, 3205 nt
Organism: Ylistrum balloti
Lineage: Eukaryota; Metazoa; Mollusca; Bivalvia; Pectinida; Pectinidae
Product: cytoplasmic dynein 2 intermediate chain 1-like
Exons: 25
Coding region: 272-2227 (651 amino acids)
Biological process (GO): intraciliary transport
Cellular component (GO): cytoplasmic dynein complex
Molecular function (GO): dynein light chain binding; dynein heavy chain binding
Source: RefSeq, a predicted model, not a curated record
ACAAGAAGAAAAGGAACGAGAUGAGAAGAGAAAAGAAAGAUCAUCAUAUGGGAGAAGUAGAGAUGAUAGAAAGUCCGCUAAGCCAGGUACUCGACACAAAGAUACAGGAACAAAAAGCUCCUAUAAGAAAGAAGAAGAAGAUGAUCCUUAUGCAGAUGAAGAGUUUGAGGAUUAUGAGGAGGACUUUGAGGACGAGGAAGAAGAGGAAACUAAGGAAUCAAUACACAAGAGCUCUCGACCUGGAACUGUUCUGGACUAUUCAGAUAAUGAAAUGAAUGACUUAUUGAGUGCAUUGGACAAGGAAAAUGAACGCUUGUUACAAGAGUCCAGAGCUACCAGUGGUCGUCAGAGAGGCCGAUAUGAGAAUCAAAGAGAUGAUGACAGUUAUCGAAGAGAUGACAAAUACAACAAUAGAAACGAUGAAAGCGAUGAUGACCAGCCCAAAGUUUCACGGUCAAAGACACUUAUCAACUUCAUGGGAGCUAAGAAGCGUGCAAUGGUGAGCCAUGCAGGUUCCCUGAUUGGGAAGCGUGCCCAGGAUUUGUUACAGAUGAUUGAACUGGACACUGCUGAGUAUGAUCUGUUUGAUAUGCCUCCGGUCAAGGAAUACGACCUCUAUAUCAGGAGUUUUGGACGCUCCGAUACUACUCAGGCGUAUGUCCAGACUAAUGAUGAUGAUAUUGAUCGAGAAGUACAAACAGAUGAGAUCGAUGUCCGUCAGAAAUGGACACAACAUCCAGCAGAGGAUUACAUAGGUUGUGGAAGAGGUGAUGGAGUGAAAGACAUAGAGGAUGAGGAACAGUCUCAAGUGAACAAGAACCUUGAUUUGAGUCGCCUCAGUAAAUUUGUACAGAAAGCAGGACAGGUAAUCUCAAUUUUACUGGACGAAGAAAAAGAUGUGACGAAAACUGAUAUGAACGAGAACAAGUCCAAUGUAGGUGUAAGCGAAGGCUACACAAAACUGGCACAGUUACCUAUCCUGAAGGGCCGAUGUGUGCUGUUCUCACAGUUUGCACCUUCUCAACCCAACAUGUUGAUCACAGCCUACAGCAAACCUGCACAGGAGGAUGAGGGAAAUUCUAUCACAAAGAAGGGCAUAGUGUGUGUCUGGAACACAGACGACCCAUCCUACCCACAGAGAAUUCUGGCAUGUGAGUCCCAGCCAACGUGUUGCUGUUUUAGCCCCAACAGGACGACUCUGGCAUUUGCUGGCAUGGUGGAUGGCUCUAUUUGUGUGUGGGACCUAAGAGAACAGUCAUCCAUGCACCGCUCUGUCUCAUACGACAACCGGGAACAUAUCCUUCGAUACCCAACAUUUAAUACAGCUGGAGUGAUGGAUGUUGACAACCACCACAGUCCUGUAACCACUCUCAACCCUGUAUCUAACUAUUCAAUAAAUUCUGCUGAUUCAGGGAGAAAUGAAGAUACAGGAACAGGGUUGUCAUUCCAACUGAUAUCAUGUGAGGAACAGGGUGUUCUUAAUUUCUGGGUUGUAGCAGAGAUUACAUCACCUGAUAUGGCUGGGUCUGAAACAGACCUUGGGCUUUCACCGGGAGGAAAAGUAAAACUUAUAAAAAGUUCAGCUAUAACCUUACAGCAUCCACCAAGAUACAAGAGAGUAGGAGUCAGUUUGCGGGCCACAGAGUUACAACUAGCACCUACCGAUCUCAACCAUUACUAUGUAGGCACCGACUCUGGCUACAUAUUACACGGAUUGAGGUUUGGUACCCGUGCCUUCCCCUCAUCCUACUCUACAGGUUGUGAUGCCCCAAUGGAUAUAACCACAAUAGAUUUCUCCCCCUUUGGACAUCCUUGUUUCCUGGCAAGCAGUAGUGAUGGAUUUGUUCAUCUCUAUAAUGUUAAAACUGAGACUCCUGUCAUGUCCUGGUCAUCUAAGAUCUGGAAUACAGAGGAAUUACAGUGUGUGCGAUGGUCACGGAGUCGACCCUGUGUCUUCUAUGUAUUGGACAAUAAUGCACGCCUGUACACCUUUGACAUUUUGGAGGGUGACGCUAUGCCCGUCAAGAUAGACACACUAUCUUCACAGGACAGAGUUGUACACCUACAAUUCACCUCUGACACCAAAAGUUCAACACAAGGACGAUUACCUCAAAUGCUUGUGAGUCACGAAUCUGGACAGACGGAAAUACACACAGUAGCAAAGCAGUACAGAGAUCAACAGACACUUGAAUGUGACUUCCUACCAAGCUAUCUGAACCGCUUCUGAUAUAUAUGACAAACUAAAAUCUUUGGUUCACCACUGGCUAUGGAAUUAUCACAAUUGAAUAGUUUUCAGUUCACCACAGGAUAUGGAAUAACCAAAAUGUCACUCAAAAAAAAGGGGUGGGAUAUUGUACUUCUUAGAUGUAUGUUUUAGCAAACGGACAUUGAAACUGCUACAGCAUUUAGAGUUCUUAAGCAUCAUUGACAAAUUAAUGGAACAACAUUUUGUGGGAAAGGGACCAUAUUCAUCAGUGUUUUUUUAUGUUUUGCAACAAAGUGUGGUGAUCAUCAUUUACUCUAUACAUCUCUGUGUAAGUCCCCUUUGAUGAAAUCUAAACCACAAAUUAUGUUUUGGUUACAAGAUAGUGACAUUUGAUCUUGUAGAAUAAAGAACUAACAAACUUAGAAUUUAUAAGAUUUAUCGAAUAGUUUUGAAUCAGUUGUCUGGAAAGUUUGUAGGUUCAACAUCAAUUUGCCCACUUUAAACAAAAAUCUAACAAAAAUCUAAACAAAUAGAUCGACACUGAACUAUAGAUUACAGAUCAUCCUGCAGGCAUUGUGAGCAGAAAUGAAAGUCUCCACUUAUUUAGCAAGUGUAAAACAUGGCAAACAAAAAACAUGCCUUGAUCAGGAGAAGGGAUUUGGUAUUCAGUAUCCUGUGAGGCAAUGGAACGACAGUUGAGUCAAUAAAAUGUGAUUAUAAAAGUAUCAUGUAGUGCUGUAAAGUUAUUUAUAUUUUUUGUUUUGUUGGUUGAGCGAAGCCACAAUGCCAAGCAUUUCAUAUUCCGUCCAUGUAGAUUCAACAAGUGUUCAGAGGAAAUAUCUGUGAUAAAUUAUUUAUUGUUCAUAUCAUUGUGUGAUAUCUCAAAUCAAUUACUAAAACAUCUGGCCUUUUCCAUGAGUAUCUUUGAUAUAAGACUUCUAUGGUAAAUCAGUUGUAAUAUUGGUUUUGUGUUGAUGAAAUUUGUCAUCUGUGGAUGAU